Molecule: messenger RNA, 1087 nt
Organism: Fundulus heteroclitus (mummichog)
Lineage: Eukaryota; Metazoa; Chordata; Actinopteri; Cyprinodontiformes; Fundulidae
Gene: cdk2ap2
Product: cyclin-dependent kinase 2 associated protein 2
Exons: 5
Coding region: 218-553 (111 amino acids)
Biological process (GO): negative regulation of G1/S transition of mitotic cell cycle; regulation of microtubule cytoskeleton organization
Cellular component (GO): microtubule; cytoplasm; nucleus
Source: RefSeq, a predicted model, not a curated record
GGAAAGGUGAAAAAAAAAAUUAACGCCACACAAUGCUUCGUUUGUGCGCAUGCUCACACAUUGAGGAAGAGCCAGGUCCAUAGCCUACUAAAGAUUUCUGCUCUUCAUAAAAGCAGCUCUUAGGAGCUCACCACCACCAGGAAAGCUGUAUAAGCAUUGGGUUGACGGGACCGAGGGAAGCAGCACGUCAUACCUGGAGCUGCCCGCCGACAUCGCCAUGAGUUAUAAACCUAUCGCUCCGGCACCUUCUGGCUCCAACCACACACCGCCAGGGUCUUCGGUUCCCUCGCCAUCGCUCCCGUCGUCGUCCAACUUCAGACCGGCUUUCAGUGACUUUGGCCCGCCCUCUAUGGGCUUUGUUCAGCCUGUCAAAGUGUCCCAAGGGUCCACCUACAGCGAGCUUCUGUCUGUCAUCGAGGAGAUGAGCCGUGAGAUCAGGCCUACAUAUGCUGGCAGCAAGAGCGCAAUGGAGAGGCUAAAGAGAGGUAUAAUCCACGCCCGCGCACUGGUCAGAGAGUGUCUUGCAGAAACCGAGAGAAGCGCCCGCACAUAACCCUUUUGGAAAAAGAAUCCCUUCCUGAGCCUUUCUUGUUAAAACCCACCUUCCUCAUGGUCAUUAUUGGAUACUUUACAACCAGUCCUCAGCCUCCCACAUUGAGCUUUAUUUGUGAGCGUUUACAGGUGCAACCUUUUCCAACGUUUGAUACAUUUCAUCAAAUUCAUUCUUUUGUAACAUUUUCUAGAACAUGUGCAAGCAAAAUAAUUUUUUUUUUUUUUAACCUACGGUAAGAAGACGAAUGCUCAUCAGGUCAACAUUUGGAUAAAUCUCCGGUAAAAUGCACUUGUUUAGUAACGGAGGUUAAAUUGGAAAGUCGGCUUUAAGGAAACGAUACAAUCAAAGUUCAAACGGCACCAAUCUGUUUAAUUUGAACGUCUCCAUUCUUCAGGUUUUGUCACGCAAGCUCACAUUUGAACUCUCAUUCCCGAGAACUCUUUGCAUCUCAAGUCAUUUUGUUAGCAAGGAAAUUUUGUAAAACAGAUUUUUGCUAUUCAGUAUGUAUAUCUUAAUUAAAUAAGAAGAAAAAGC